AUGGGUUCAUCAUCCAUGAGAAUUGCAGCAAUUGUUUUUUACCUUUGCUUUCUCACCUUUGUAACAUUUCAUAAUUGCUUUUGCAAUGGAAACUCCAACAUUGUUUGCUCCAAAACUGAAAAGCAAGCCCUUCUAAAAUUCAAGCAAGAUCUUAAAGACUUUUCGAACCGGUUGUCCUCUUGGGCUGGUGACAACUGUUGUCAAUGGUCCGAAGUUGUCUGCGACUACUUCACUGGCCAUGUCCAUGUGAUCCACCGUCCUCAUAAUUAUAGUGAUGCUGAUUGUCAUUAUAAAGCAAAUUAUUCUAAAUAUGAAGCUUACUGGUGUUAUCACCAGUUAGGAGGUAAAAUAGAUCCUUCUUUGCUCGAUUUGAAGCACCUCCGUCAUCUGGACUUGAGCCGGAAUGAUUUUGGAGGGAUUUGCAUUCCUAGCUUCAUUGGCUCUAUUGCAAGUUUGAGGUAUCUCAACCUGUCUUAUAACGGAUUCAGUGGAGCCAUUCCUCAUCAACUAGGAAAUCUCACCAUGAUGCGCUAUCUGGACUUGAGCUGGAACGAUUUUGGAGGGAUUUGCCUUCCUAGAUUCGUUGGCUCUAUUGGAACUUUGAGGUAUCUCCACCUAUCUUGUGCCGGAUUCAACAGAGCCAUUCCUCAUCAACUAGGAAAUCUCACCAUGAUGUGUUAUCUGGACUUGAGCGGGAAUCAUUUUGAAGGGAUUCGCAUUCCUAGCUUCAUUGGUUCUAUUGGAACUUUGAGCUUCAUUGGCUCUAUUGGAAGUUUGAGGUAUCUCCACCUAUAUUAUGCCGGAUUCAGCGGAGCCAUAUAUCUGGACUUGCAUUAUCUGGACUUGAGCUGGAAUGAUUUUGGAAGGAUUCGCCUUCCUAGCUUUAUUGGCUCUAUUGGAAGUUUGAGGUAUCUCGACCUGUCUAAUACCGAAUUCAGCGGAGCCAUUCCUCAUCAACUAGGAAAUCUCACCAUGAUACGUUAUCUGGACUUGAGCCGGAAUUAUCUUGGUCUUCCAGGACAAAUUCCAUUAAGUACUCAGCUUCAAAGCUUUGAGAACUCUAGCUUUGUCGAUAACAAACUCUAUGGACCUCCACUCCCAAACUGCGACACAGACAAGGCAAUACCUAAAGUUGGACAUGGAGGCAAUGAAGAAGGAGAGGGAUUUCUAGAAGUGUGGUUCUAUGCGAUAUCGGCACUUGGAUUUGUUGUGGUGGGUCCUUUACUAUUCAAGAUGCAUUGGAGAAUUGCUUAG
Camellia sinensis is the source of this 1254-nucleotide messenger RNA. Lineage: Eukaryota; Viridiplantae; Streptophyta; Magnoliopsida; Ericales; Theaceae. The record is from RefSeq and is a predicted model, not a curated record.